Messenger RNA from Plectropomus leopardus (leopard coralgrouper), 814 nucleotides. RefSeq names its product mitochondrial ribosomal protein L14 (gene mrpl14). Gene Ontology annotation, cellular component: mitochondrion; ribosome. Gene Ontology annotation, biological process: translation. Lineage: Eukaryota; Metazoa; Chordata; Actinopteri; Perciformes; Serranidae. Gene Ontology annotation, molecular function: structural constituent of ribosome. The record is from RefSeq and is a predicted model, not a curated record.
AUAUGCUCAUGCAUGUUGUGUUUAAAAGCUAGCUCGGCUAUAGGCGGAUGGUCGCGUGUUGUUGACGCUACACUUUUGACAUUGGCAUGAAGCGUGAAACACGGCAGUGAUAGCGGCAAUCAUGGCUCUCUCCCUGCUUCCACGAGCACUUACCGGGCUCCUCGUAGAGUCAUCGUCCAGUGUUCAUCAGAGGACUUUUAGUGUAUCUGCUGUUGCAGCAGCCAUUCAGAAGAUGACAAGAGUGCGUGUGGUGGACAACAGCACUCUCGGAACUGCACCAUAUCACCGUGCACCGAGAGUGAUCCAUGUCUACAACAAGAAUGGUAUAGGAAAAGUUGGUGACAAGGUGUUGCUUGCAAUUAAAGGACAAAAGAAGAAAGCACUAAUCGUUGGACACAAAAUGCCUGGGCAGCGUAUGAAUCCACGCUUUGAUUCGAACAAUGUUGUCCUGAUUGAAGAGAAUGGAAACCCUACAGGAACAAGAAUUAGGGUCCCUAUACCCACACAUUUACGUAAAGUGGAGGGAGAUUACUCUAAAGUCCUUGCAAUUGCUAGUUCAUUUGUGUAAUUGCAGCUUCAUUCAGCUAAUAUUUUUGAUAUUUGUGCCGUAUAUUUCACAUUGGCUGGGAGUAAAUGAACAUAUUGCUUGUGUGUGUUUUUGUUUUCUGUAAACUCUAAAGGAGCAUACACCAGUGCAGACCCAAUUCUGUAGUCUGUUAUGUAAUGUAUGUAAUAGACUCAAGUCUUUCUCUACAUGUUUGACAUUUUACUGAGGCCUUUCUGUGCUUACAAUAAACAUAACCUUUACCUUAAA